AUCCAAAUCAUGCAAAAAUUUCUGACAAAAGAAGAUUCAAAUUCGAACUACACCAAAGAAAUUAAUAAAGAAACAAUUGUUCAGUGUUUCACUGAUUUUGCAAUUAGUGCACUUGCUAAUGCAGUGUUUUUAAAUUCAGUUCUACUUUUUGCUCCAAUAAUGAUAAGAGAAAUUGGUUUUGAUUCAGACAGAGUUCAAGCAUUUUCAGCUCCACCAUUUAUUAUUGCUAGCAUUGGUCAAUGA
This is a messenger RNA of Entrophospora sp. SA101, 243 nucleotides long. The record is from the annotation of a GenBank genome assembly. Lineage: Eukaryota; Fungi; Glomeromycota; Glomeromycetes; Entrophosporales; Entrophosporaceae.